UUUAUUAGAAAAAAUCACUUCUUCCGGUUGCACACACGUGUGAAAUCUGACCAUUUAAAGUUCGAUUUUAUCAGUUUUGAUCCAGUAUGGGAAAUAAGAAGAAAGUAGGUAAACAACGUCGAGACAAGUUCUACCAGUUAGCAAAGGAAAGUGGUUUCAGAGCCCGUUCAGCUUUCAAGCUUAUACAGUUAAACAGAAAGUUUGAGUUUCUUCAGAGCUCAAAAGUGGUCAUUGAUCUUUGUGCUGCCCCAGGUGGUUGGCUUCAGGUGUGCAGUGAAAACUGUCCGGUCUCCAGUUUGAUUGUUGGCGUUGACUUGGUACCAAUUAAGCCAAUUAGAAACUGUAAGACCUUGAUAGAUGAUAUCACCACAGAGAAAUGUCGACAGGACCUACGGAAGGAACUUCAGACAUGGAAAGCUGACUGUGUUCUCAAUGAUGGUGCUCCAAAUGUGGGCAAAAACUGGGUCCAUGAUGCAUUUCAACAGGCACAUCUCACACUCCAAGCAUUGAGGCUUGCUACUGAGUUCCUGAGAAAAGGUGGCUGGUUCAUCACAAAGGUUUUCAGGUCAAAGGACUACAACUCCUUACUCUGGGUCUUCCAGCAGCUGUUUAAGAAUGUCCACGCUACAAAACCACAGGCUUCAAGAAACGAAUCUGCGGAAAUAUUCGUCGUCUGUCAGAAUUAUCUGGCACCCGACAGAAUCGAUCCAAAGUUUUUAGAUUCAAAGUCAGUUUUCAAGGAAAUAGAAGAUGCACCAACACAGUCCAUAAAUUUGAUCCACCCAGAGAAACAAACGCGCCACAGAGACGGCUAUCCAGAAGGGGACUACACCUUAUUUCAUACCCUAAAUGUCAGUGAUUUUAUAGAAAGUGACAACUAUCUGGAACUGCUUGCGGAUGCUUCUGAAAUAAAAUUUGAUGACAAGCAAAUUGAAAAUCAUGCCUCCACCACAGCAGAGAUAAAAGAAUGCCUUAAAGAUAUCAAAGUUCUUGGUAAACGAGAAAUCAGACUGGUAAUAAAUUGGCGUAAAAAAUUGAAGAAGGAAAUUGAUAAUGAGAGAAAAGAAAAAAUGCUAGAUGAAAAGGAAAUAGAGGACAAUGAGCCAGAGAAAAACAGUGAAGAUGAUUUAGCAGCUCUUGAAGAGCAAUUGAAUGAGCUUGAAGGUGAGGAAAAGAAAGCUUUAAAACGGAAAAUUAAGAAAACCCGCAGAGAACGUGCAAGAUUACAGCGUAAGAUGGACAUGAAACUAGUCCUUCCUGGAGACAAGCUUGAUAUGUCAGAGGACAGAGAAUUGUUUGAUUUAGGUAGAAUAAAAAGUAAACGUCAGUUGGAAGAGGUUGAAGAGGGAAAAUUGAGUGAUAUGGAUGAAGAGGAGGAAGAAGUUGAGAUACCAAAGAAGAAAACUAAAGUAACUUGGGAUAGAGAUGGUGUGAAAGAAUAUCAGCUACCAGGUGAAGGCUCUGAUCAAGAUGAUGAUGAGGAGGAGGAGGAUCAGAACAAUAAUGAUGAGGAUCAAGACAUGGAUUCAGAUAAUGCCAACGAAGAGGAUGAUGAUAUUUCAUUAGAUGAGGCAGAAAUUGAUGAUUUAAAUCCUUUGUUGGUAGGUAGACCAGGGAAAAAAGCUAAAACUGACUCUUGGUUUGGCAAAGAUGCAUUUGCUGGAUUAGAUGAUGAUGAGGAUGAAGAUGUUGAAAUUGAGCAGAUGGCUAAGGCAUAUAAAGAGAAAGGUGGUAUCAUAAAAGGAAUGGAUGAUGACGAUAUGAUAAUACCAGAAGAAAAGGUAAAAGACAUUCAACAGACUAAAAUGGAGAAUGAGAAAGUAACUGAUGAAAAAGACAGUGCUGUUGAGAUGGAUUCCGGUGAUGAUAGUGAUACAGAAUCGAGUAGUGAAUCAGAUGGAAGUGGCACAGAUUCAGACAGUGAUUAUGAUACUAAAGAGUUCUAUAAACAACAGAAAAAAGCAAUUAAAGAAAAUAAAGACAAAGCAAAGAAAUCAACCAAAAGUACUGAUUUUGAGGAAGUUCCAUUAGAAGAAAAAUCUGCUAUUAAGUUGGAUAUACAUGGUCUAGCAAUAGGUUCUGCUCUGGUAUCUUCAAGAAAACGAAGAAGGGAAAUAAUUGAAAGUGGUUACCAUAGGUACAUGUUUAACGAUACGAAUCUUCCAGACUGGUUUGCUAAGGAUGAAAAGAAGCACCAUCGUAUCCCAAUGCCAGUCACUAAAGGAGAAGUGCAGGAAUACAAAAUGAAAAUGAAAGCGGUAGAUGCUAAUCCAAUAAAGAAGAUUGCAGAAGCUAAGGCUCGUAAAAAGAGAAAACAAAUGAAAAGACUGGAAAAGGCCAGAAAGAAGGCAGAUGCUAUAAAUGACACUGAAGAAGUUACUGAUAGGGAAAAGUGGCAACAGAUAAAACAGGUGUACAAGAAGGCUGGACUGUUGAACUCUAAGAAAAAAGAGGUCACAUACGUAGUGUCAAAGAGAGGCUUAGCUGGGAAAAAGGUCAGUCGGCCACAAGGUGUUAAGGGACCUUUUAAAGUGGUAGAUGGCAGACUGAAGAAAGACAGUAGGGCUCAGAGAAGAACAGAGCAGAAGAAAAAGGGGAAGGGAAAAGGGAAAAAGAGGAGAUGAAUUUGAUUUUGAAAUACAUUUUUGAGUAUAAGAUGAAAUUGAAUUUAAAUAAGCAGUAAAAUAUUUUUUCAUCCUUAUUUUUAGGUCUUACUUGUUACCAUCAAUAAGAUAUUAUUUGAUAUGAGAAUUUAGAAUUUUAGCUAACAGAAAUCAAAUACAGUUUGAUAAAUAUGUAGUUAUAUUUUAAAAAAAAACAAGAUAUUUUUCAUAUAUUUCAGGGGUUAAAAAAAAGAGUAGCUGUUUGUGAUUAAAAAUACACAUUGUUAGUAAAUAAGCAUCUGUUUAAAAUUUAUAUGGCCAGGAACGUGUCAUAUGACUUUGGGGAACCAACUCUCUAGUUUACAUUUCAAAAUUAGAUAUUAGCAGUUUGAAAGACAGCACAUGACUGAUUUUGUGACCAUUGUAUUCUCAUUGUUCUGUAUCAAGAUACAUAUUAUAAUUAUAUAUAUAUACAUUUUGAAAUGUGAUCAUUGAUUAAUAAGAAUGUUUCUCUAAAUAAAUUUACUGAAAGGUG
Molecule: messenger RNA, 3138 nt
Organism: Mercenaria mercenaria
Lineage: Eukaryota; Metazoa; Mollusca; Bivalvia; Venerida; Veneridae
Product: pre-rRNA 2'-O-ribose RNA methyltransferase FTSJ3-like
Exons: 4
Coding region: 87-2624 (845 amino acids)
Biological process (GO): maturation of 5.8S rRNA from tricistronic rRNA transcript (SSU-rRNA, 5.8S rRNA, LSU-rRNA); rRNA methylation; maturation of LSU-rRNA from tricistronic rRNA transcript (SSU-rRNA, 5.8S rRNA, LSU-rRNA)
Cellular component (GO): preribosome, large subunit precursor; nucleolus; nucleus
Molecular function (GO): rRNA (guanine) methyltransferase activity; rRNA (uridine-2'-O-ribose)-methyltransferase activity
Source: RefSeq, a predicted model, not a curated record